This is a messenger RNA of Acomys russatus (golden spiny mouse), 681 nucleotides long. RefSeq names its product eukaryotic translation initiation factor 1 (gene Eif1). Gene Ontology annotation, cellular component: eukaryotic 43S preinitiation complex. Lineage: Eukaryota; Metazoa; Chordata; Mammalia; Rodentia; Muridae. Gene Ontology annotation, biological process: translational initiation. Gene Ontology annotation, molecular function: translation initiation factor activity; RNA binding; ribosomal small subunit binding. The transcript is spliced from 4 exons. Bases 160 to 501 code for a protein of 113 amino acids. The record is from RefSeq and is a predicted model, not a curated record.
AGGCGCCGCCCCUCCGCCCCAGUCACUGAGCCGCCGCCGAGGACUCAGCUGCCUCCCCCUCGAGCCCCCUCGCUUCCCGACGCUCCGUCCCCCCUGCCCGCCUUCUCCCGCAGCCGCCUUCCGCAGGCCGUUUCCACCGAGGAAAAGGAAUCGUAUCGUAUGUCCGCUAUCCAGAACCUCCACUCUUUCGACCCCUUUGCUGAUGCAAGUAAGGGUGAUGACCUGCUUUCUACGGGCAUGGAGGAUUAUAUCUAUAUAAGAAUUCAACAGAGAAACGGCAGGAAGACCCUUAGUACUGUCCAAGGGAUCGCUGAUGAUUACGAUAAAAAGAAACUAGUGAAGGCGUUUAAGAAGAAAUUUGCCUGCAAUGGUACUGUAAUUGAGCAUCCAGAAUAUGGAGAAGUAAUUCAGCUACAGGGUGACCAGCGCAAGAACAUAUGCCAGUUCCUGAUAGAGAUUGGACUGGCUAAGGACGACCAGCUGAAGGUUCAUGGGUUUUAAGUGCUUGUGGCUCUGAAGCUUAAGUGAGGAUUUCCUUGCAAUGAGUAGAAUUUCCCUUCUGUCCCUUGUCACAAGUUUAAAAACCUCACAGCUUGUAUAAUGUAACCAUUUGGGGUCCGCUUUUAACUUGGACUAGUGUAACUCCUUCAUGCAAUAAACUGAAAAGAGCCAUGCUGUCUA